AUGAAUGCAGUCUGAUGUGAAUAACAAGCAUAACAAGUUGACAAUUUGACAAAUGUUUUUCGAUUUGUUCAACUUUUUUAGUAACUUUAAAAGAAACGGAAUACAAAAAUGCCGUACGCAAAUCAACCGUCGGUUCAUAUUUCCGAUUUAACUGAGGAAAAUGUGAAAUUUCAAGUCGAAGAUACAGAAUUAAGCGUUGCAAAUAGUAUGAGGCGAGUUUUUAUCGCUGAAACUCCAACAAUGGCGAUAGACUGGAUUCAAAUUGAAGCGAAUUCCACAGUUUUGAGUGACGAAUUUCUCGCUCACAGAAUUGGAAUGAUUCCCUUAAUUAGUGAUGAGGUAGUGGAUCGAAUUCAGUACACGAGAGAUUGUCAGUGUAUGGAUUUUUGUCCCGACUGCAGUGUCGAGUUCACUCUGGACGUAAAGUGUUCAGAAGAUCAAACUCGUCAUGUGACUACUGCAGAUUUUAAAUCGAGUGACGCUCGAGUUCUUCCAGUUACAUCUCGACAUCGCGAGGACGAGGCGAGCGAAUACGGCGAAACUGAUGAAAUUCUGAUAAUUAAAUUGCGAAAAGGGCAAGAACUGAAACUCAGAGCCUAUGCGAAGAAAGGUUUUGGAAAAGAACAUGCAAAAUGGAAUCCAACUGCUGGAGUUUGUUUCGAAUACGACCCUGACAAUACUAUGAAGCAUACUUUGUAUCCAAAACCUGACGAGUGGCCAAAAUCUGAAUACAGCGAAUUAGAAGAAGACCAGUACGAGGCUCCUUUUAAUUGGGAAGCAAAGCCAAAUAAAUACUAUUUCAAUGUCGAAAGCAGUGGAGCUCUGAAACCCGAAAAUAUAGUGAUGAUGGGAAUCGCAGCUCUGAAAAAUAAAUUGUCCAACUUGCAAACCCAGUUGAGUCACGAAGUUAACAGCGACGCUCUCAGCAUUCACCAUUAGAUUUUUUAGUUUAAAUUUUAUACCACUUAGAGUAAGAAUUAUUUUAUCAUGUAACUAUAAUUUCCGAAGUAAAAUUUAAAUCAUCUUCGAAAA
This is a messenger RNA of Belonocnema kinseyi, 1032 nucleotides long. RefSeq names its product DNA-directed RNA polymerase II subunit RPB3 (gene RpII33). The transcript has 5 exons. Lineage: Eukaryota; Metazoa; Arthropoda; Insecta; Hymenoptera; Cynipidae. Gene Ontology annotation, biological process: DNA-templated transcription. Gene Ontology annotation, cellular component: RNA polymerase II, core complex. The record is from RefSeq and is a predicted model, not a curated record. The coding region runs from base 109 to 939 and encodes 276 amino acids. Gene Ontology annotation, molecular function: DNA-directed RNA polymerase activity; protein dimerization activity.